AUGCCUUCACAAACGCUCACCCGUGCCGAGGUGGCCAAGCACAACACCGAGGACUCCCUCUGGUGCAUCAUCGACCACAACGUUUAUGACCUCACCGAUUUCAUCGAUGCCCACCCCGGCGGCGGUGUCGUGCUCGCCCAGGUCGCCGGCCAGGAUGCCACAACCGACUUCUACAACCUACAUCGCCAGGAGGUGCUCGAGAAGUACCGUGAUCAGUUGUGUAUCGGCACCAUCGAGGGCGAGAAACCCGAGGUUAUCCAGCCCGUGCCCGGCGCCUUGAGCCCUGUCCCAUACGCGGAGCCGCUUUGGUUGCGCCCGCAGUUUAAGAGUCCCUACUACAAGGAAAGCCAUCGCCGUCUACAAAAGGCUAUUCGCGAGUUUACCGAUCGCUAUGUUACACCUGAGGCGCAGGCGAAAGAGGCCGACGGCACUUACAUCAGUCAGGAGCUGAUUGACCGUAUGGCGGAGACGAAUGUUCUGGCUAUGCGCCUCGGUCCCGGAAAGCAUCUGCAUGGCCGCCAGUUGUUGGGUGGGGCUGUGGAUGGGAAGGAAUUCGAUUAUCUGCACGACAUGAUUGUUACGCAGGAGUUGGUUCGUGCCAAUGCGCGAGGCUUCCAGGACGGUAACAUGGCUGGCAUGGCCAUCAGUCUUACUGCCGUGCAGCAGUGGCUGAACGACCCCGCCCUCAAAGAGCGGGUCACCGGCGAAGUUUUGUCUGGACAGAAGAAGAUGUGUCUUGCCAUCACCGAAGCCUUCGCUGGCAGUGAUGUCGCUGGCUUGAAGACUACCGCCGAGAAGACCCCUGAUGGUAAAUACUACAUUAUCAACGGCACCAAGAAAUGGAUUACCAACGGCAUGUUCGCCGACUAUUUCGUGACGGGCUGCAAGACUGAAAAGGGCUUCUCCGUCCUUUUGAUCCCGCGCGGCGAGGGUGUUGAGACCAAGCAGAUCAAGACCUCAUAUUCGACUGCCGCCGCAACUGCAUUUGUGCAAUUUGAGAAUGUCAAGGUGCCUGUCCAGAACCUGUUGGGCCAGGAGCACAAGGGUUUCAUCGUCAUUAUGAGCAAUUUCAACCACGAGCGCUUCAUGAUGGUUGCUGCCGUGGUCCGCAUGUCGAUGACCAUCGUGGAAGAAUGCUUGAAGUGGUGCAACCAGCGUAUCGUCUUUGGCAAGAACCUGGUCUCUCAGCCGGCCAUUCGUCAGAAACUCGCUCGCAUGAUCUCUCUCACUGAAUCUAACCAAGCCUGGCUCGAGUCCAUCGCCUACCAAAUGUGCAACAUGAGCUACGCCGAGCAAUCUGCUCACUUGGGUGGCCCUAUCGGCCUGCUCAAGUCGCACGCUACUAAGUCCGCGGGCGAGAUUGCUGAUCACGCCACCAACAUCUUCGGCGGCCGUGGUAUCACUCAGUCCGGCAUGGGCAAGAUCGUGGAGAUGUUCCAUCGCACGUACAAGUUUGAUGCCAUCCUGGGCGGGACCGAGGAGAUUCUAGCGGACCUGGGCGUGCGGCAGGCGAUGAAGAAGUUCCCCAAGGCUAUGCUGUAG
This is a messenger RNA of Penicillium cinerascens, 1542 nucleotides long. Its product is annotated as acyl-CoA dehydrogenase family protein. The transcript is spliced from 4 exons. The record is from RefSeq and is a predicted model, not a curated record. NCBI's taxonomy places the organism in Eukaryota, Fungi, Ascomycota, Eurotiomycetes, Eurotiales, Aspergillaceae. Bases 1 to 1542 code for a protein of 513 amino acids. Gene Ontology annotation, molecular function: flavin adenine dinucleotide binding; acyl-CoA dehydrogenase activity; heme binding.